CGCCGCGCCGCCGCCAUGGCCCUGGUGACCCUGCAGCGCUCGCCCACGCCCAGCGCGGCCUCCUCGUCGGCCAGCAACAGCGAGUUGGAGGCUGGCAGUGAUGAAGACCGCAAGCUCAACCUCAGCCUGAGCGAGAGUUUUUUCAUGGUGAAAGGAGCAGCCCUCUUCCUGCAGCAGGGGAACAGCCCUCAGGGUCCUCGGAGUCUGCAGCAUCCCCGCAAACAUGCAGGUGACUUGCCCCAGCAUCUUCAAGUGAUGAUCAAUCUGCUGCGUUGUGAAGACAGAAUCAAGCUGGCUGUGCGUCUGGAGAGCGCCUGGGCAGAGCGCGUUCGCUACAUGGUGGUGGUGGACAGCAGUGGGCGCCAGGACACAGAGGAGAGCAUCCUGCUGGGAGUCGACUUCUCCAGCAAGGAGAGUAAGAGCUGCACCAUCGGCCUGGUGCUCCGCCUCUGGAGUGACACCAAGAUCCACCUGGACGGAGACGGGGGCUUCAGUAUCAGCACAGCAGGGAGGAUGCACGUCUUUAAGCCCGUCUCUGUGCAGGCCAUGUGGUCGGCCCUGCAGGUUCUGCACAAGGCGUGCGAGGUGGCCCGGAGACACAACUACUUCCCUGGGGGUGUGGCCCUCCUCUGGGCUACCUACUAUGAGAGUUGCAUCGGCUCCGACCAAAGCUGCCUCAGCGAGUGGACAGCCAUGCAGGGCCUGGAGUCCACACGGCCUGACUCGCCAGCUCUGUUCGUGGACAAGCCUACUGAAGGGGAGAGGACCGAGCACCUCAUCAGAGCCAAACUGCGGAGCAUCAUGAUGAGCCAGGACCUCGAGAACGUCACCUCCAAGGAGAUCCGGAACGAGCUGGAGAAGCAGAUGAACUGCAACCUGAAGGAAUUCAAGGAAUUCAUCGACAACGAGAUGCUGCUCAUCUUGGGCCAGAUGGACAAGCCCUCUCUCAUUUUUGACCACCUUUACCUCGGCUCUGAGUGGAAUGCAUCCAAUCUGGAGGAACUGCAGGGCUCAGGUGUCGAUUACAUUUUAAAUGUCACUAGAGAGAUUGACAACUUUUUCCCGGGCCUGUUCGCUUAUCACAACAUCCGCGUGUAUGACGAAGAGACCACAGACCUCCUCGCACACUGGAAUGAGGCCUAUCACUUCAUCAACAAGGCCAAGAGGAACCACUCUAAGUGCCUAGUGCACUGUAAGAUGGGUGUGAGCCGCUCUGCAUCCACAGUCAUCGCCUACGCCAUGAAGGAGUUCGGCUGGCCCCUGGAAAAGGCCUACAGCUACGUGAAGCAGAAGCGCAGCAUUGCACGGCCCAACGCGGGCUUCAUGCGGCAGCUCUCUGAGUACGAAGGCAUCCUGGAUGCCAGCAAGCAACGGCACAACAAACUGUGGCGCCCGCAGCCAGAGCACAGCCCCCCACUGUCUAGUGAUGGCUCCAUGGGGCCCGGAGACUUGGGCCUGGGGAGCCCUGAUGGUGCCCUGGAGGCCCCAGAUGCUGCCCCCCAGCCCGGACUCCCCAUAUGGACUCGACACCCCUACUGUUUCCGACGGCUUUCGGACCCCCUCCCACACUUCCCCGAUGAGGAGCCCGAAGGCUCCGACCCACUGGACACGGCGUGGGACGAGGUGCCUAGACCCCCCGGCCAGCCACCGCCUGAGAAGGAUGUGAAGAGGAAAUUGGAGUUCAGGAGCCCCAAGGCCCAGACUGGCUCCUUGGCACUGGCAGAAGAGCCAGAGCGGGGGCCCUCGGGGGCCGGGAAGUGGGGCAGGUCCCCUGCGCUGCUGCCUGACCCCAGCCCGCUGGACCGGGAGAACCUCAAUAACAACAAUAGCAAGAGGAGCUGCCCCGAGGACUUUGAGCACGACGCUAUUUUUGGGAUCCUUCACAAAGUGAAGCCUUCCUACCGAUCCUGUGCUGAAUGCAUGUACCCAGCCGCCAGCCGGGCCUCUGAGAUCCCAAGGGAGCAGGGCCCAGACCCUGGGACCCCAACCAUCUGCACUCAGCCUACCUUCCUGCCUCACCUUAUGUCUUCGCCCGUGGCCCCAGCAGGGCGCCCUGGAACUCUGGCCUCGCUGCCGACAGAUCCACGGAGGCCAGACCUGGGUAGAGCUGGAGCCACUGCAGAGUUGCCCAUCACCUCCUGCCUCGUGGAACCUUCCCAAGAGACCCCGAAAGUCCCGCUUCCCAAGUGCACCCCUCUGAAGAACCCCCACGGCGACAAGAGUCCGGAAAUGGUGGAGAAAGAGGACUUGUCAUCAUUAUCAUCGUCCAUGUCUCUAUCCCCUAAGAGGGACCCGAGGGCGGCCAGGGAGCUACGGCUGCUGCUGGGGAAGGAGGCAGAGAGGCCAAGCACCAGCAGCUACCGGAUGCAGCACCAGGAAUCCAUCCUGCAGCUGCAGAAGGCAGGUUUGGUGCGCAAACACACCCAGCAGCUGGAGAGGCGCCAGGGCAUACCUGGGGAGCCCGCCACACCCCUGUCUGCCCUGGUCCCUGCUCACCACCAGGACGCCAGGCUGGGGGUCGCCAGCAUCCCCGAGGAAGAGGCAGUGCCAGACCCGGAGAGCCCUGCACCACCACCAACGCUGCUCUGGCGCCCGGACCACCCAGCCCACAGCCCCAGAGACCUCCUGAAGCCCACCUGCUGCACACCCACCUCAUCCUCACGCAGCUCCAACCUGACCCGGAGCUCCAGCAGUGACAGUCUACACAGCGUCCGCGGCCGGCCAGGGCUGGUGCAGCAGCGUGCACAGGAGAUCGAGACCCGCCUGCGCCUGGCCGGCCUCACCGUCUCCUCGCCCCUCAAGCGUUCACACUCGCUCGCCAAGCUCGGGAGCCUCAACUUCUCCACGGAGGACCUGGCCAGUGAGGCCAACGGUUCCACCCUUGCCACCGAUUUGCAGGACUCACACGCUGCUACUGCUGUUGCCACCGCCGCCGCCGCCACACUGGACAGGGAGCCCUUCCCGACUGCCCCAGUAGGGAAGAUUGUUCCCAGACACUCUAAGAGCCCUGUGCCACCACAGGCGGGCAAAAGCUGACCUGAGGCCCCCUCCCAUUGCACCCUGCCUAGUUCACCAGGGGGAUCCCCAGGGACCCCGCAUCAGGAUGUCUCUUGCACCCACACCCACUUCUUGCCAGCGAGGUGAGCAGGAGGAAGAGGAGCCUAUGGAGGAAGUGACACUCCCUGGCACCAAGCACAGGACCACAUGGAAGCCACCAGCUUUGCCACUAAUGCACCCGCCACGGG
Molecule: messenger RNA, 3245 nt
Organism: Suncus etruscus (white-toothed pygmy shrew)
Lineage: Eukaryota; Metazoa; Chordata; Mammalia; Eulipotyphla; Soricidae
Gene: SSH1
Product: slingshot protein phosphatase 1
Exons: 15
Coding region: 16-3036 (1006 amino acids)
Biological process (GO): protein dephosphorylation; negative regulation of actin filament polymerization; actin cytoskeleton organization
Cellular component (GO): cytoplasm
Molecular function (GO): protein tyrosine/serine/threonine phosphatase activity; actin binding
Source: RefSeq, a predicted model, not a curated record